This is a messenger RNA of Psylliodes chrysocephalus, 1092 nucleotides long. NCBI's taxonomy places the organism in Eukaryota, Metazoa, Arthropoda, Insecta, Coleoptera, Chrysomelidae. The record is from the annotation of a GenBank genome assembly.
GGAGUCGAAACUUCUUGGUCGAAAGCAUAUAGACAAGGAUAGAGAGUCAGUGUCCCUGCGAAUAGAGAAAGAUGCUCGAAUAAACGAUCGCACAAUGUGGAAUUGAGCAUUGACGGAUUGAAAUGAGAAAUGACGUAACAGAUAACACACUACAUAACCUAUAAAUAAAAUAAAAUUUUGAUAAUUCGAUAUUUCAAAUAUAAAUUUAUGGAUAAUUCUAAAGAUGUAAAUAAUAAUGACAAUAAUAAAGAAGAAACCAAGGAACAACCGAAAGUUGAAGAUCAGUGGCUAAUACGGCGAUGUUUUAUAUACGAUGAAGAAUAUAGUGAUUGCACUUCUAUUCGAGCCAGAUUUCACCAAUAUUUUGUUCAUGGAAAAUCCAUAGAUUGUUCGCAAUGGAAAAAAGAUUCUGUAAAUUGUUAUAAAUGGGAAGAACGGCAAGAUGUAAAGGCAGCUAACGAAUUAAUACAGAGUGAAAAGCAAAGAAGGAAAGAAAGAUUAUUGCCUCAUUAUUCUAAUAAUGUGUGGACAAGGAGAAAAUCACCUCCAGAAAAUUGGAAUGAUCCUCUGCCAGAAUAUAUAACAAAAGACUAUGAACAUAGUUACCUCAAUAUUAAAUCUAAAGAAAUGAAAGGUGAAAUACCACCAUCCUUUGAUGUGAAUUACAAAUGUAGUAUAAUGUAAUUAAAUGAUGAUCCUAAAUUUAUGUAGUAAAUUUUUAUGAACGUAAAUACUGUCCUAAGCCAAAAAGCUGUAUCUCAGUUGAAGUGAGUUUUGAGAAAAAACAUUUUCUUAAAGUUGUUUUCUCAAUCCCCCAAGUCAAAAAAAAUAAUUUAGGUACUGCUGGAUUGCUUUAAAUUAUUUCUUGUUUUUUAAUAUUACUUUUGAAGUUCUUGUUGCAUAUGCAGCUAUUUACCUUAGUAAUAAUGGCAUAUACCUAAGCCUUUUAGUCAGUGGCGUAGCCAGACAUUUUUCAUGAGAGGGGUUUCUGAGCACUAUAUAGCAGAAAGUGACGCGAAGGCCUCCAUGGGGAGGUUCUGACCCCCCCCCCCCCCGUGUGGCUACGCCACUGCUUUUAGUAAAUACAAGUAA